Messenger RNA from Rhagoletis zephyria (snowberry fruit fly), 994 nucleotides. Its product is annotated as zinc metalloproteinase nas-4-like. The record is from RefSeq and is a predicted model, not a curated record. NCBI's taxonomy places the organism in Eukaryota, Metazoa, Arthropoda, Insecta, Diptera, Tephritidae. Gene Ontology annotation, molecular function: zinc ion binding; metalloendopeptidase activity. Gene Ontology annotation, biological process: proteolysis.
AUGAAGAUUAUUUGGAUCUUUGCGUUGCUUUCGGUAAUUGGUGCUGGUUUAGCGGCACCACUAAGCCCACCCAUUGAAGAAGACCCUGAGCUGAUAGCUGGCUACUUUGAAGGCGACAUCGUAUUGAGCUCUUCGCAGCGCAAUGGAUAUCGUAACGAAACCCGACGCUGGCCAAAUAACACUGUCUACUACAAAUUCAAUGAAGGUGUUUUAGAUGAGGCACAUCGUAAUCAUAUUUUGCGAGGCAUUCAAAUCUUGGAGGAGGUUUCAUGCAUCCGUUUUAAGGAAGCCACUGACGACCAGCAAUAUUAUGUGAAUAUAACCAGCUAUGCUGAUGGUUGUUAUUCGAGUGUUGGUUGGUUGAAUCGCGUUCAAACCUAUAAUCUGCAGACUUAUGCUUUGGAUUCCGGUUGCUUCCGUCUCGGCACAAUCGUGCAUGAGUUCUUACAUACGCUCGGAUUUUACCAUAUGCAGAGCGCUUCGAAUCGUGAUGAAUAUGUGCGCAUCGCAACUGAAAACAUUCGAUCUGGCUACGAAAGUAAUUUCAAUAAAUACGAUGAGGACUUUGUCGACGAUUACGAUGAGGAAUACGAUUAUGGUAGUGUCCUACAUUAUACAGCGUAUGCUUUCUCGGCAAAUGGCGAAAUGACUAUAGUCCCGUUGAAGGAUGAAGCGGCCGGUAUAAUGGGCCAGCGACGUGGUUUGAGCCAAAGUGAUAUCAACAAAUUGAAUACAAUGUAUCGCUGCCCGGUGACAGUUUAGAGUAAUAAAGCUAAGGGCCGUUAACUUAUCAAUGCUUAUGAAAUUUUCUAUAGUUAAGUUUAACCAAUGAUUUAACUAGUUUUUUAAAUAGAUAAGCUUAUGGUCCUAGGUAUGAUGUUUCCCCAGAAUUUAGUAUUCAUACAACAUGUUUGAGUCAAUGAUAGGUUAUCAAUUGGAGUAAAAUUUUAAUGAGGAAAUAUAUAUCUAUGUGCGACCAUUGUCUGAUUCAGUU